Messenger RNA from Salvelinus sp. IW2-2015, 2876 nucleotides. The record is from RefSeq and is a predicted model, not a curated record. Lineage: Eukaryota; Metazoa; Chordata; Actinopteri; Salmoniformes; Salmonidae.
AUGCUGGCUGGUCAAGUCUCUGUUAACAUGCUGGCUGGUCAAGUCCCUGUUAACAUGCUGGUGGUCAAGUCUACUCUCCAAGGGUCUCUGAGGAGGAAGAUCGAGGGCCAUACUCCUGGCUACUCCUCCCAACAGAACGGCCUGUCCUGUGGGCCGUCGGGGCUGGACUUCAAACGUGUCCGUCUGGAGGGGGGCAGCGGCAGUUUGGGUGGGCACGGACCCUGUUCCUUCAGCUCCGGGCAAUCACAGUCCAUGGGAGGCGACGCUUCGUCCAUAGGUCACCCCCUAAACAGGAAAAAUAACAACAGCAGCUACAUGAUGCCCCAUGGGGUCAUGAACUCUGACCUCAUCAACAUGACCCUGAAGGAGAUGAAGAAGGAACCUAUAGACCAUGUUACUUCCUGCGGCCAGAGGUCUACGGAGAUGAUGUUGUUCAGCAGCCAGAUCGACCCGGAGCUUCAGGAUCUGUUCGACGAGCUGACCAAGACCGUCCCGUCUCUGCACGACCAGGAGUUUGAGAAGAUGCUGAAGCAGGACGAUACGUUCGGCCUGGCGGAUCUGGAGCACGGUGCGGCGACCCUCGGCUCCCACCUGGACAAGCCCAUCAAGACGGAGUACUCCUCUCCAGACUACGGCCAGACACAUGGCCAUGGCGGCUCCUCACAGCUCCGCCCGGCAUCCACUGGUCCCUCCUACACCAUGUCCAGCUCCUCCCCCAUCACCAACCAGAAGAGCCAAGGCCAGGGACCCUCGGGGCUGGCCGGACCCCCCAGCAGAGGUCUCCCUGGCUGGCCUGAGGUGUCCCAUGCAGAGCAGCUAAAGCAGAUGGCAGCCAACCAGAACCAGCAGCAACCCAACCCCCAGGUCCUGCUCCACCACCAACAGACUCAGGCUGGAGGGGGAGGAGGACCAGGCACCAGUUGGAACACGCAGCCCUCCUCCAGCUCCUUCCCCCAGGACAAGCUCUCCAACCCGGCCUCAAUGGGCCAGAGGAUCACCCCCCAGACCUCCAUGGACAGCCAGGGUAAAGGCAUAAACAACUGUCUGUUCAAGCCCAACGGACACAACAGCUCCAGCCACCUGGAUAUGAAGGUGCUCAGCAACAAACCCAUGCUCCACUUCAGCCCUAAAGCAUCCCAGCAACCCUCCACUAUGGCAGGUCCACUGAGUAAGACUGUAGCCCAUCAACAACAACAACAGCAGCCGUCCACCUCAGCCCAGAACUUGAACACGAACCACCCAGUUCAUAACUACCAGAACCCCCAGCAGCAACGGCCCAUGUCUGGGUCUCCUCACUUGCAGCCCAAGUCCCUGGCCCAGAGAACCCCUCUCAGCCAGCAUGGACCUGGACCUGGACUCCACUUUAAACUGGCUCAACAACGACAGAUGCCUCCUGGGCCUCGUCUGCCCACCAACAACAGCCUAGUGGGGAUGUCAGCCCAGACCCAGGCCCAGGCCCAGACCCAGGCCCAGCCCCAGGCCAACCAACAUCCCCCUGCCCCUGGCUCCAACACCCAGCAGAAACCCCCAGGACCAGGGAAGACCCAGGUCAUGCAGAGACAGCUAGCCCAGCAGCAGCACAUCAUCAAUGACUCUGACAAAAGCAAUAGUAGCCAGGAUCUGUUUAACCGGCAUCUAACCAGACCACCACCAGACUAUAAACAGCCCAGAGGAAUGGUCCAACCGACCGGCCUUUUCACAGGUAUGAGUUCCUCCCAGUCGUUGUCGACCAACGGGUCUGACCAGAGUGACCUUCUAUCCAUGUCCUGCCACGUGUCCAGCGGCCCGGGGUCCAAGAUGACCCCUCCUCCCACGGACUGGAGGUUUGGAAGAGGCCCCCACACCCACCAGAUCCAACAGCACAACAACCAGACCAAGAUGGGGCUAGGAGUCGGAGGAGGACUCAACCAAAACAAGUCCAGGUUCCCUGGUCCUCCCAACGGCCAGGGUAAUGGGUUUGAGGUGGGUGGUCUUACCAGUGUACAACAUCCCUCAAGGACAUCAGUAGGCCAGCAGGGUGGAGGGAUGCCMAGUCAGGGGCAGGGUCUCGGGCUGGGGGGUGUGAUGGGCUGGCCUCCUGGAGCUAAAGCUCCCAUCAUGGGGCCUGGGUCUCUCGGGGUGAGGCGGCUCCCGAACUCGCUCCAACCCCAGGGGGGCCAGUCCCAGUCUCAGCUCGACAUGUCCAGCCACCAGUACCCUCCUGGCCCCCGGCACAUAGGCCCUGGCCCACCCAACCAGGUGGCACCAGAAAUGGGCAUGCUGCCUCUGAACCCAGCCCUCCGCAGCUCCACCACCACCACCAACCCCAGACCCAGCCAACCCAUGAUGCCUCCUCUGCCAGGGCUACCAAGCCUCAACCAGGCCUCUCCGGAGCAGAGGGUUCCCGCUGGGAGCAGCACCAUCGGGGUCUUCCCAACACAUAACCACAACCCUGGCGGAAGCUACCAGAACCAGAACAGCAGGGCUGUUAACCGACUGACCUUUGAGUUCCUCCAGGAGGGAGACAACACCGUCCCAGGGAUCAACACUGACUCAGACUUCAUUGACUCGCUGCUGAAGUCCGGAUCUGGCAACGACGACUGGAUGAAAGACAUUAACCUCGAUGAGAUCCUGGGCAGUCACUCAUAAAGUGGGAUGAAGUGGGAUUGCAUGAAUAGGGCCCAGAGUUUUUCCCUGCAGCUCUCAUGAAUUCAGGUUCAUUCAUUCUUCAAGUCUCAUGAAUUGGGGUUCAUUCCAGAGAKUUUUUCUUGAAUUGGGGUUCGUUCCAGAGAGUUUUUCUCUGCAAGUCUCAUGAAUUGGGGUUCAUUCCAGAGAGUUUUUCUCUUCAAGUCUCGUGAAUUGGGGUUCAUUCCAGAGAGUUUUUCUCUUCAAGUCUC